This is a messenger RNA of Triplophysa dalaica, 1497 nucleotides long. Its product is annotated as gastrula zinc finger protein xFG20-1-like. The transcript has 2 exons. NCBI's taxonomy places the organism in Eukaryota, Metazoa, Chordata, Actinopteri, Cypriniformes, Nemacheilidae. The record is from RefSeq and is a predicted model, not a curated record. The coding region runs from base 138 to 1463 and encodes 441 amino acids.
GCACUGUGAAAAUGACAACUAUACGGAACGUAGAAUAAAGAUGGUGUUUUCCCCAUAUCUGGAUAAACCUUUUCUGCGGUAAAUUCGUUCUGUUUUUCGAAAUGCACUAAUUCAAGGAAGCACCCAAUAAUAGAGAAAUGCUUGGACUUCAAGAAACAAGAUCUUCUGGGACUCCUACCUCCAAAACUUAUAGCUGCGUUGCAUGCUCAGCUACUUUUCAGAGUUUGGCAUCACUGUUGGUACACCAGGCCACUCAUGCUGAUGAAAUCUCUUGCCAGCAAGAGUCAACGUUACCAACUUGUGUCACCUGUGGUACCUUAUUUUCAAGUGCGGAUCUCCUCGAGAAACACAAUUGCGUGGCGGUACCAACCCCAGCUGCUCAAGAGAUGCAUGUGUGUGACUGUGGUGAGGAGUUUGAUGCUUUAUCUGCUCUUGAAGAACACAAAAUGUUACACAAGCCUGAUGAACAGGUCAUUAUGAGCUUGGAUAUUAAUCCUCGACACUUGGAAAUGGAGCUAGACAACAAAAAAGACUCCGGCCACCCGGUCUUAGACCAGGCCUCUCCUAAUUGUUCACCAUGCCAUUCUAAUGAAGAUCCUCUUGUAAAAAGCACAUGUUCUGCUUCUGAAACUGACAUCAAUGAUAUGGCACCGACUACAGACACAUCUACGGUUGAAGAAAAUGUAAAAAGUACAUCUGCUUCUGAAGCAGAAAUUGAGACUGCAUCCAUUACAGAGAUUUCAAUUCCAAUGAAAGCAAAAGUAAAAAGUGCAUCUGCUUCUGAAGCAGACAUUGAGAUGGCAUCAUCUACAGAGAUUUCAAUUCCAACGAAAGAAAAUGUAAAAAGCGCAUCUGCUUCUGAAGCUGACAUUGAGAUGGCAUCUGCCACACACACAUCAGAUCCAAUGGAAGAAAAUGUAAAAAGCUCAUCUUCUGCUUCUGAAGCUGACAUCAAGAUGGCAUCCACUACAGACAGAUCAGUUCCAAUGGAAGUAGAUGUAAAAAGCCCGUCUUCUGCUUCUGAAGCUGAAAUCAAGGACAUGGCAUCCACUUCAGACAGAUCAAUUCCUGCAGAAAAAAAUAUUUUAAAUCAGCAAGAUGAAGAUAUCCUAAAGCCACACGAGUCUCUCCUACCCCACUCUGUGAAGGAGAAGGAGCCUAUCCUUGAGAAUAACAGCGAUACAUUAGAAUCCUCUAACACAUCAAACCAUCCUGAGCAUGACAGUGAAGAAUCUGCAAGUUCACACAAAGAAUCAACUGGUUGUGAUAAAAAAUCAAUCCUAAAGAUUCUGGCAUCUGCCUAUAUGAGUCAUAGACAGCCAGGCCAUUUAAAUCAAAUACCAGCCAAGAGGAACCAACCCCCCAGAAAAGUUGCACCAAGGGCACCAAUGCAGUUUGCACCUGCCAUAACAAUGCCAAAGUCUGAGCCACAGAAAAAAGAGUUCAAUACCAAUUGUGCCUGAAAGGGUGCUUUCCUUCCCAAGCAUUGUUCUAAAU